Molecule: messenger RNA, 1451 nt
Organism: Merops nubicus (carmine bee-eater)
Lineage: Eukaryota; Metazoa; Chordata; Aves; Coraciiformes; Meropidae
Gene: MDH1B
Product: malate dehydrogenase 1B, NAD (soluble)
Exons: 8
Biological process (GO): malate metabolic process; tricarboxylic acid cycle; oxaloacetate metabolic process
Molecular function (GO): L-malate dehydrogenase (NAD+) activity
Source: RefSeq, a predicted model, not a curated record
UCAGUGUCACAAGAUCUUUCAUUUGUGUGUUGUCACUGUGUUCACAGGUAGGGCAGACUGCCCACACUAUGCCCAAGCUGAACUCCUGGCUGACUAUCUCCAGGUUAACUUGCCACACUUCAGGGUUCACAAGAUCACUCAGCACCCUGACAAAUGGGAGCAGUGGCUCCGUGACGUUUGUGAGAGGAAUGGAUGGGAACACAGAGAGUCUCCUAUCAUCUGGAGAGAGCUGCUGGACCAUGGAGGGAAGGGUCUGCUUCUGGGAGGAGUGAAUGAAUUUCUCAAUUAUGCUCAGCACUAUUAUGGCAUCACCUCAACGAUGCUGACUGAGGAAAUGUCAGACAUUGCUGAGGAGAACCUGCAGGCACACAUUGAAGCUGAAAAAGAGGAGGAAGAGAGUAAAAGUUUCAUCAAGCCUUUGCAGGUCUGGAUCACCAGUGCAUCAGCUCCCAUCUGUUACCACCUGAUCCCUCUGCUGCUCACUGGAGAGGUGUUUGGGAUGACCACCAAAAUCAGCCUCCACUUGCUUGACGCUGAGCAGUUUAAGGAGGUGCUUUGUGGCAUUGCGAUGGAAGCUGCAGACCUGGCGUCUCCCCUGCUCCACAGUGUCACAGAGCACACUGAAACGCCUGGGGCGUUCCUUCAAGCCGACGUUGUCAUUGUUCUUGACGAUGUCCCCCUGAAGCGUGAAGCCCAGUCCCUGGGGAGCUCCCUCAGAGAGCUGAGUGAGAGCUGCCGGCUGUACGCCGCCCUCAUGGAGAAGAACGCCGGGAGCGAGGUCAGGGUCAUCUCCUCGGGAAGAACCUUUGUCAACCUCAAGGCGAUGAUGAUUAUCACCUACGGCCCCUCCAUUAAGCCGGAGAACGUCGUUGCCAUUGCCACACCCUGGGAAAGCGCAGCGAAAGCCACGCUGGCCAGGAAGCUCAGGGUGGACGCAGCAGGAGUUAAGGAUGUGAUUGUUUGGGGCAACAUUAGUGGCUGUAAAUACAUUGAUCUGUCACAUGCAAAACUUUAUGGCUACAACUCUGCUAUUUGGGGCCCAGCUGAUUUUUCACAUCCCUUGUUGAGUAUGAUCUAUGACAGUGAAUGGAUCCAUUCAGAAUUCCUGUCUGCAGAGUGUUCACUGAGCUCCCGGGUCUCUCGCUGUGUGGGCAUGUUGCCUGCUCAUGGGAUAGCCACGGUCCUGAGACACUGGUGUCAUGGCUCUCCUCCUGGGGAGGUUGUUUCCCUGGGAGUACUUACUAAAGGUCAAUUUUGCAUUCCUGAAGGAAUUGUCUUCUCUAUGCCAGUGAGAUUCCAGAAUGGUACCUGGGAAGUCUCGACAGAAUUAGAAGUGAAUGAAAUGACCCAGGAAGCUCUGGGACGCUCAGCCCACGAGCUGGUUCAGGAAAAACUCAUUGCAUUAAAGGAAAUCAAAGAAAUGCAACCCUAUGAAGCUGAAAAAAUCACUG